This is a messenger RNA of Hemiscyllium ocellatum (epaulette shark), 3211 nucleotides long. It is a transcript of the gene man2c1, whose product is annotated as mannosidase, alpha, class 2C, member 1. Lineage: Eukaryota; Metazoa; Chordata; Chondrichthyes; Orectolobiformes; Hemiscylliidae. Gene Ontology annotation, biological process: oligosaccharide catabolic process; mannose metabolic process. The record is from RefSeq and is a predicted model, not a curated record. The coding region runs from base 18 to 3110 and encodes 1030 amino acids. The transcript is spliced from 26 exons. Gene Ontology annotation, molecular function: alpha-mannosidase activity; carbohydrate binding.
GUUUGAGGCGGUGCACCAUGGCCGGUUUCGUGCUGAAGAAUCGCAGGACGACUCUGGAAAGAGCCGAGAAGUUCAUCUCCGCCGAAUAUUUCACCGACAUCAACCUGCGGGGCCGGCUGUUUGGUGCUUGCUGUCCCGUUGAAUCACUUUCCUAUUUUCUGACACCCUCACGCAUCCCGUAUGAAAAUGCUUUGAUUCAAGAAUUCAUUCCUGCAAAGGUUGGAGAUUCCUUCGGACCAACAUGGUGGACGUCCUGGUUCAGGGUGACACUGACCAUUCCGAAGGCUUGGAAAGGUGAAGAGGUGCACUUUGUGUGGGAGAGUGACGGAGAAGCAUUGUUGUGGAGAAAUGGCAUUCCAGUACAGGGACUGACCAAAGAAGGGGAGAAGAUCAGCUAUGUCCUGACGGAGAAACUCACAGAUGAAGAACCUCACAGCUUGGAGCUGUAUGUGGAGCUGGCAUGCAAUGGAUUGUUUGGAGCAGGGCAGGGCUCGAUGAUUUCAGCCCCGGAUCCGAACCGCAAUUUCACUCUCUACAAGGCUGAGCUGGUUGUCUUCAACAGAGACGUUCAUGAGCUGCUGAUCGACUUUGAGGUCCUCUCUGACAUUGCAAAGCACCUUGGCAUUGAAAAUCAGCGUAGCUAUCAAGCAUUGUACACUGCCAAUAAGAUGGUGAAUGCCUGUGAUGUGGAAGACAGGAGCACAUUUGCAGAAGUUCACAGAUUGGCCAGUGAUUUUCUUCAGCAAGAGAAUGGCAAGAGUCAGCAUACAGUGCAUGCAAUGGGACACUGCCACAUUGAUACAGCUUGGCUGUGGCCUUACGAGGAGACUAUUCGAAAAUGUGCUCGGAGCUGGGUAUCUGUACUUCGCCUCAUGGAGAAAAACCCAAGCUUUAUCUUUACUUGCUCACAGGCACAGCAGUUGGAGUGGGUAAAGAGCUGGUACCCAGGUUUAUACACACAAAUCCAGGAGUUCGCUGAGAAGGGGCAGUUUGUCAUAGUGGGAGGUACCUGGGUGGAAAUGGAUGGAAAUCUCCCUUCUGGUGAAUCCAUGGUGCGACAAUUCCUCCAGGGUCAAAGGUUCUUCCAGCAAGAGUUUGGGAAGCAAUGCUGUGAGUUCUGGUUGCCAGAUACAUUUGGAUACUCUGCUCAGCUGCCACAGAUUAUGCAGGGAUGUGGUAUUACGCGUUUUCUCACUCAAAAGCUCAGCUGGAACCUGGUGAAUCAAUUCCCGCACCACACAUUCUUUUGGGAAGGAAUUGAUGGCUCCAGGGUUCUGACCCAUUUUCCACCUGGCAACUCCUACGAAAUGAAAUGCAAGGUAGAGGAACUGCUGAAUACAGUUAAAAAUAAUAAAGACAAAGGUCGUGUCAAUGACAGUGCCUUCCUGUUUGGGUUUGGAGAUGGUGGCGGUGGACCCACACAAGACAUGUUGGAUCGACUACAGAGAGUUCAAAACACAGAUGGGCUUCCCAGGGUGAAACAAUCCAGCCCAGAAACAUUCUUCUCAAUUUUAGAAGCUGACACCACAAUGCUUUGUACCUGGGUUGGAGAACUAUUUUUGGAAUUACACAAUGGCUCCUAUACUUCCCAGGCAAAGAUUAAGAAAGGCAAUCGCAAAUGUGAAUGUAUUCUUCAUAGUGUUGAAGUUGUGAGCAGCCUGGCAUCCGUACAGAAGGGUACCUUCGAAUAUCCGAGUUCCCAAUUGCAGCAUCUGUGGAGACUGCUGCUCCUUAAUCAGUUCCAUGAUGUGCUGCCGGGCACAUGUAUUCAGCCUGUAGUGGAGGAUGCAGUAAAGUUCUAUGAAGAAAUCCAGAGCAAUGGGAAUGAACUCCUGAAAGAGGCGAUACAGUGUCUCCUGGGAGGAUCUGAACAGGAGACUGGAAAGAACAUCCAUGUGCUCAACACCCUGUCAUGGGAACGGACUGAAGUAAUCUCAAUGCCACGACUGGAAGGAGACGAAGUCCUGGCUCUGAUAAAGGCUCCCAGUGUAGGGUUUGCCACAGUGACCAAGCCUCUGGUCCCACCUCAUCCAGUUAUUGUCAAUUCUCAGGGAGAUGGUUCUGUACUUAUGGAGAAUGGAAUUCUCAAAGUCGCAUUUGAUUCAUUGGGCCGUAUAACAUCGCUUUCUCAUUUACUUUACAAAAGGGAGACUAUUCCUGACGGCUGCUGUGGGAACCAGUUUGUGUUGUUUGAUGAUGUUCCUUUAUACUGGGAUGCAUGGGAUGUCAUGGAUUAUCAUUUAGAAACAAGGAAACCUGUGUCACAAGUUGUGAAAUCCCUGGAGGUAGUCUGCCCUGGCGGAGUCAGGGGAAGUGUAAGAUACUCUAUCCGUAUCAGUGACAGCAGCAAGAUCCGCCAAGAGAUCAUACUGGAUGCUUGCUGUCCCUAUGUUAAGUUCAAAACAGAGGUGGAAUGGCAUGAAGCACACAAGUUUCUGAAAGUGGAGUUUCCCACAACAGUGCACAGUCUCAAUGCCACCUAUGAAAUCCAGUUUGGACACCUGCAGCGACCGACACACAGGAACACUUCAUGGGAUUGGGCGCGCUUUGAGGUCUGGGGACACAAGUGGGCUGAUCUAUCGGAGCAUGGCUUCGGUGUAGCACUACUCAAUGACUGCAAGUAUGGAUACUCAGUGCAUCGCAACAUAAUGACACUAUCCCUCUUGCGAGCUCCCAAAGCACCAGAUGCCACGGCUGAUAUGGACCAUCAUCAGUUCACUUAUGCCAUCAUGCCCCAUGCAGGUUCUUUCCAAGAGGCCAAUGUGAUUCAGUUUGCUUACAACAUUAACUACCCAUUACAUAUUGUGCCUGCUGAACCCAGUGUCAGUGCUUCCAGUUUCUGGAGUGCUUUCUCCAUCCAGUCUCCCGCUGUCGUUCUGGAAACUAUUAAACAGGCAGAAGACAGACAGAAUGCUUUGGUAGCUCGGCUGUAUGAGUCACAUGGCAGCACCGUGGUCACAUGGUUGCAUACUUCACUGCCCGUUAAACAAGCAAUCUGGUGUGAUCUCCUGGAACAACCCAUGACAACCAAGCCUCUCUCCAUCACUGACUUUCAGAUCCAGCUUUCCUUCACUCCAUUCCAGAUCCGUUCCCUACUGCUCACCUUCUGAGCUAUCCUUGUCAAAACUGGGCCUCGUACAUGAUUGCUAUUAAUAAGUUUCUUUUUAAAUUAUCAUUGAAAUAGUUCCUAAAUACAACACAAUCAAGCAUA